CUGAGCUGCUUGCUUGCUGCAUCAGUUGAAUGCCGGCUUUACAACAGUAAACAUGUUUAAGAUGAGCGAUUCAGUGAAAUUUCUUUUCUUUGUUGUUUUGUGCUUGGUGAUUUGUGAUAACACCUUGGGAGCGCAAAGAAAAUGCGCCGAAUACAAUGAAUAUUGUCAAGAGCAUUGGGAAUGCUGUUCGAAUACUUGUUUAACUUACUCUUACCGUUGCAUUGGCAAGCGGCGCCCCGGUCCACUUUACGAGCGUCCCAGCAUGACAUUCGACGAGCUGCUAGGAAGUAUAGCUGAGGUCAACAUGGUGCAUGAUAAUGCUCUCACGCAACCGCAAAAUGGCAGUGGCAAUGCAGGAAAAGCUAAGCUAGCAUUGAAAAGUUUGCUCAACGUUAGGCGUGGGUGGGGCGUUGAAACGGUGGAGCCAGUUUUGCAGGAACGUUUCGCCGCGGUUCAAACGCGCAGCGACAUUGCAGACACUUCAAAUGGGCCAGAUUACAUAUUCUUUGUUUUGCAACCGCAAAAUAUGCCGCGAAACCCGAAGCCGAAACAGUUGGAACAGCAAACAGAAAUAGCACAAGACGCGCCAACAGAACCUCAGCCAACUGAGGCUUUACCAAAUAUGAAAGCAGAAGUUGAGAAAGCUGCUACAGCUGAUGGUGAGUCGCCGGCAACAACACCGACUCAGUGCAGAGCAAUUGGCGAGAAGUGUUAUCGCCAUGAAGAGUGCUGCACCCAACGCUGUCAUGGCUUCUUACACCAGUGCGUUACAUAGGUGCCCCCUUGAAGCGCUGCCAAUUAUCAUAUGCACAUUUUUAUUUAUUUUAAGAAACGAAUUAAUCUUUUUUAUGGCGUAAAUGUUUUUAGUAUGAAUAAGCAAAAUAUCAAUCAACUAUUAUUGCUGUUGAGUAAUUGUAUAACAACAGCAGAAAUAAUAAAUUUUGGUUUUCCUCAUUUACACUCUCGUAAAUAUUGCUUGGCCGAAACACGACGAACCAAUUAACCAAUUAUUUUUAUACUCUCGCUACAUGUAACGGUUGUUUGUAAUACUUAAAACUGACUGAGGUAUAUAAAGUUACAGUUUGUCAAUUAAUUGUGUGCAAAAUGAAAAUCUACACGCAAAUUCAUUUUUAGACUUAGUUUUUAAGAACAGAAAUAAAUGUUUAUUUUAUCUUAAUAGUAUAUGUGAAUGUAACUUAAAUCUAUUUGAGGUACAAAAAUUUCAAAAGUCAAAAUAGAAACCUAAACAAACUAA
Molecule: messenger RNA, 1255 nt
Organism: Bactrocera oleae (olive fruit fly)
Lineage: Eukaryota; Metazoa; Arthropoda; Insecta; Diptera; Tephritidae
Source: RefSeq, a predicted model, not a curated record